GGCUUUAGCAGCAACAAGACCUGUGUGUACAGCUAUGAAGGCUUCAUUUUGCAUGGGCUGCCAGACAAAGGCUUGACAAGAGCUGGGCUGCGACUCAGCUGCAAGCUAGAGAUCAGCACAUUGGCAGGCAAUAACCACAUUCUUAAGGUCCGGUCUCCACAGCUGGAGGAAUACAAUGGAAUCUGGCCCAGAGAUUCAUUCAUGCCAUCUUCCAAACUGUCACAGAUGAUUGCUGCAUGUUUCACCCAGUUUUUUACAUUUGAAUACAGUGGGGGACAGGUUGGAAACAUUUAUGCCCCAGAAGACUGUCCUGUCAUAUGUGUUAACCUAGUGAGAGGUAUUUUGAACAUGAUGCAAAUAACCAUCAAAAAGUCACAGAAUGUAUAUGACUUACAAGAGGCUGGGAUUGAGGGCAUGUGCCAUACAAGAUAUGUCAUCCAGGACAACAGGAAGAAUAACCAAUUUGUUGUGUCCAAAACCAAGGACCUAAGCAACUGCCAGGAUAAAGUGAUGAAGAACAUUGGAAUGACUUAUGUCCGUCCUUGUCCUACCUGCCCACUGAAAGCAGGAAACAUUAAAGGAACUGCUGCAUUUACCUACAAAAUGAAAUAUGCAGAGGCUGGUCUCCUGAUCACACAAGUCAUUUCACAGCAAAUGUACCAGAUCUCUCCAUUCAGUGAACCUUCUGGUGUUGCUAUUGUGGAAGCAAGACAAGAAUUUACCUUGAUUGAGAUGCGGAUCAACCAAGCGAGCACAUCAGAAAUUCAGCUGGAAAACCAUGGAAAUCUUUUUUACCGUUUUGCAAAAGAGCUACUCCAAAUGCCAAUUCACCUCAUAAAGAUUAAAAAUCCACAGUUACAGAUAGCAGAAACACUACAACAAUUAAUUCAGUAUAUUCAACAAGGAUUGAACAGAGAAGCUUCAGCCAAAUAUUUAGAACUUAUUCAGCUUUUUCGUGUAGCAACCCCUGAAAACAUUGAGUUUCUUUGGAAUCGAUUUGCAUCUAAACCUCAAUACAAGCAUUGGUUCUGGAGUGCAAUUUGUGUAGCAGGAACAACUGAUACAUUCAAUUUCCUUAAGCAAAAAAUGUAUAAUGAGGAAGUUAAUUACCUGGAAUCAGUUCUGAUUCUCACCUUCUCAUUCCAUUUAACUGAGAUAGAUAAUAUCACGUUAAAAGCAGCAGCAGGACUACUGACCUUGCCUCAGUUUCAGAGCACUCCCUUGCUCCGCAAACUUACUUAUCUGGCAUAUGGUUCCCUGGCAAACAGAUACUGUUCUGUGUCUUCAUCGUGCCCCAUUGAAAUUCUUCAGCCUCUGCAUGACCUUGCAGCUGAAGCGGCCAUCACUGGCCAGGAAGAAGACAUGGCCUUGGCUUUGAAAGCUAUUGGCAAUGCAGGAGAACCAGCCAGCAUCAAACGCAUCCUGAAAUUCCUGCCAACAUUUUCACCUGGUGCAGCUGCCUUUCCCAGCAGAAUUCAUGUUGAUGCUGUGUUGUCCUUGAGGAAAAUAGCCAGGAAAAAUGCUGCAAAAGUACGUGAAAUCCUUCUCCAGAUCUUUGUGGACCGUUCACUGUCUCCUAAUGUCCGAAUGGUGGCUUGUGUUAUCAUCUUUGAAACAAAGCCUGCCCUUCCUUUGGUAACAGUUAUGGCCAAUUCUCUCCUGAAAGAGAGCAGUUUACAGGUGGCCAGUUUCACAUAUUCCCACAUGAAGGUUUUGGCACAAGGCAGGAUCCCACAGCUCUAUAAUCUAUCUUCUGCUUGCAACAUUGCCAUUAAACUAUUGGACCCCAAACUUGACAGGCUGAGCUAUCGUUAUAGCAAAGUUAUUCAUGCUGGUGGUUAUUACUCGCAAUACAGGGCUGGUGCAAUUGGAAGGGUGUAUCUAAUGAACAGUCCAAGCUCUCUGUUCCCAUCUGAUAUAAUUAUGAAACUGAGAGGGUACUAUGCAAAUUCUGCAAUGGAUAUUGUAGAGGUGGCUCUCCAGUCACAAGGCCUAACUGAUAUUAUCAGGGAGCACAGCAUUCCCUUUGAAAAAUAUGCCACACACACGUAUCUGAAGGAGUCUGGGAAAAGUCUUCCAGGAUGGAAGGAAUUGCCUCCUGAAAACCCAGUGGUAUCAGCCUAUUUAAAAAUAUUUGGCUAUGAGAUUGUAUAUGGUGAUGUGGACACAAAGUUCAUCCAACAGACUCUGAAGACUCUGAUUAACCCAUCAGACAGGCAUGAAUUGUUGAAGAAAAUGAUUAAUCAAAUCCAAAGGGGUAUUGGAGGACAAUGGGCACUGCCAGUACCGACAGCAGAACUUCGUUAUAUUGUGCCUACCUGUGCUGGCCUGCCCUUGGAAUAUAGUUUAUACAGCACUGGCCUGGUACAUGCUACAGCUGAUGUUGAUGUAAAGAUGUCCCCUCCUUUAUCUAGCAAUUUUAACCCUUCACAGUUAUUUGAAGCCAAUAUUCAACUUCAAACUAACAUCAAUCCAAGAGUAUAUACACACACUAUGGCAGUGAUGGGCAUCAAUACACAAUACUUUCAGAGCGGGCUUGAAUUUCAUGCUGAGUUCCUUGCCAAUGUCCCACUGAAAUUUGAUGCCAGAUUAAACUUGAAAAGUAAACAUUUUAAGCUUGAAACCAAUCCAUGUCACCAGGAGAUGGAGCUAGUUAGCGCAAGGACUAAAGUUUAUGCUAUUUCAAGAAACAUCCAAGAAGUAGAUUCACCUAAGAUAUCUUCUGUUCUACCAGAGAAAACUGGGCCAGAUAUCUCAGAGCAGCACUUCAAGUCAGCAGAAAGUGUAUCAAGAGACACUGCUGCGAAGCAAAGAUAUGCUUCUGAUAUAAUAGUCAAGAAAUACUCCCGUGGUUCUGAAGAGGAGCCUUCCUUCAGUAUAGGAAGAAGAUAUCAUACACAAGUCUUUUGUGGCAAAUUACCUGCUUUGGAUUGCCAAGCCUGUCUUAAUAUAAAAUCACAAGAUUCCACUUUCUUAAGAAAUACGUAUCUGCACAAUCUAGUUGGAGAGCGUGAAGUCAAAUUAAUUUUGAAACCAGUCCAUACAGAUGCUGUUGUUGACAAAAUACAGCUAGAGAUUCAGGCGGGAUCCAGAGCAGCUUCCAAAGUGAUCUGGCUGGUAAUGCCAAAAUCCGAGGAGGAAGAUGACUCAUCUCUAGAUGAUGAGGUUCAAGCUAAACUGAAGACAUUCCUAAGAAUUGAAAAUAUAUUCAAGGUUAGAAAUCGACAUAAACAUCAACGGCUGAAGAAGCAGUCUGCCAAGAAGGUUAAAAUCAACAUUGCCGAAAUUCACAUAGUCCCCACAUCUACAUCUCCUCCCAGCUUGUCCUCCUCUUCCUCCUCCUCUUCUGUAGGUGACAAACAUGGCAAUGCUCAAGACAAAAUGUGGCAACCUAGAGAAGGGAAAGGAAACAGCAGUAGCAGUAGCAACAGCAGUAGCAGUAGCAGUAGCAGUAGUAGUAGCAGUAGCAGUAGCAGUAGCAGCAGCAGCAGAAGCUGCAGCAGCAGUGAAGAGGAUUCUCCUGAACACAAAAAGCAACAAGGAGGAAGUGACGAAGUACUCGGGAGUUGUGGCAGUAGCAGCCAGGACCAUGAAUACUCCAAGAAGCAGGCAUAUCCAGAGAUUUAUCAGUAUCGGUUCAGGUCAGCACAGCAAAAACAGUAUCCAGGAAGGGAAGGCGAAAGAAUCAGAGGUUAUAGUAGCUCAUCUUCUUUCACCUCUGGUUAUUCUGAAAGUAGCGAUGAUGGUGGCUAUGGAGCAGAUGCUCAGCCUAAAUUCUUGGGAGACAGAAGGCCACCAGUACUGGCUGUUAUUCUCCGUGCUGCUCGAAAUGACCGGAGGCUGGCAGGAUUCCAGCUUGUGCUCUACUUGAAUCUAAAUUCCACAAGACCUAGGAUGCAAGUAUUUAUGUCAAAUAUAACUGCACCAAGUAGAUGGAAGUUCUGUGCUGAUGCCUCAGUAAUAAAUUCUAAUAAAGCAGCGGGUUAUCUAAAAUGGGGUCAAGAUUGCCGUGACUAUAAAAUUGCUGCAAAAGUUGCAACUGGUCAAUUUGAUGAUCGUCCAGCCAUGCAGAUGAAGCUAGAGUGGCCUACCAUCCCUUCAAGACUCAAAAGAGCUGAAAGAUGGGUUUAUGAGCUUGUUCCAGGACUCGCCUACAUGUUUGGAUUCUUCCAAAAGGAAGAACACAAUCCCCCUCAACAGGCCACUCUGGUGAUGGCUCUGAGUUCUCCAAGAACCUGCGAUGUUGUUCUCAAACUACCAGAUGUCACAAUUUAUGACAGAGGUAUAAAACUCGCUGUGCCAUUGCCUUUUAGUCCCCAGAUAUCAACCUCAGCACUACAGUACCCUGACUGGAAUUUCCAUUCUGUGCCAUUCUCGGUCAUUGGAAAUCUUAAAGCACAUUGUUCAAUAUCCAAAAAUAUGAUCACAACCUUCAAUGAUGUUGUAUUUAACUAUUCAAUGCCUGCAAAUUGCUACCACAUCUUGGCCCAGGACUGUAGCCCGGAACUGAAGUUCCUAAUUUUGAUGAAGCAAUCUGAAGAGUCACCUGACCUUAAAGAACUCAAUGUCAAGGUUGCCAGUCAUGAGAUUAAUAUGUAUCCUUCAAAUGGACAUGUCUGGCUGAAGAUAAAUGGUGUUCAAGUCCCAAAAGACUAUGUCCCAUACACAUCUAAUUCUGAAGCAUACAUGCUGAUCACCAGUGAGAAGGAUGGGUAUUUGAUAAAAGCCACAGAAUAUGGCAUAGAUAGACUUUAUUUUGAUGGACAUAUGCUUGAGAUUCAGGUUGCUUUCUGGAUGGCAGGAAAAACAUGUGGCAUUUGUGGAAAAUAUGAUGGUGAAAGGAAACAGGAAUAUCAGAUGCCUAGUGGAAAUGUAGCAAAAGAUGCAGUGAGCUUUGCUCAGUCCUGGGUUCUCCCAGAAGACCCUUGUGCUGGAGCCUGUAAACUGCAACGCAUGGCUGUUAGAAUUGAGAAGUCAGUUGGUUUUGAAAAACAGAUCUCAGAAUGCCAUUCGGUCGAGCCCGUUUUACGCUGCGUGAAAGGAUGCUCAGCCACCAAAACCGUUCCCAUCUCUGUUGGCUUCCAUUGUGCGCUAGCUGGUAAGUCUACACAAGCCAUAUCUGGUCAGCAGACUCCAGCCUGUUUGCUCAGCCAGCAUGUCCACAUCGCACUGUUAAGACUCCCAGGAGUUAGCACCCCCCAGCUCUGCAGCUGUAGGAGGGAGAGCAGCCCCCUCCUGCCACACAGCUGUUCCAGAUGCAGACAGUUCGCCAAGAACCUUCAGCCCAGAGGGGGGAGGAGGGAAGAGACACAGGCACAUCUAGAAAGGGGAAAGCUGGGGUGAGGUGCAUCAGCACCUACAAAUGCACUGUUUUCUCCCAUUGAAAAACAGAAGUGACAAUUUUUGCCUGAUCUGGUGCCAGAAAGCAGUUUAAAGCUGGGACCAGACACAAGUACAGGCUGCAGACUGCUUGAAAAGUGGCUGAUCUGGUAAAAAUCUGACCCCUCAUUGAAUGAGGUAUCAGAUAAAGACAUUUCAAAAUGUAGCAUCUUUUGUAAUUUGCCUGGAAAGUUCCCACU
This is a messenger RNA of Alligator mississippiensis (American alligator), 5579 nucleotides long. Its product is annotated as vitellogenin-2-like. Gene Ontology annotation, molecular function: lipid carrier activity. The annotation marks the transcript as partial. Gene Ontology annotation, biological process: lipid transport. NCBI's taxonomy places the organism in Eukaryota, Metazoa, Chordata, Crocodylia, Alligatoridae. The transcript is spliced from 32 exons. The record is from RefSeq and is a predicted model, not a curated record.